AUGGUAGAUUAUCCUGGCGAGAACACUGACAUUCCAAAGACCAUCUCUGGUACUUUGGUAAACCAACCUUUGAAUUAUUUGAUUCCUAAAUCUGCUAUUUCAGAUUUGAUAAAAUCUCAACUUUCCAUUUCAGUUCCUUUGGAAAAAGCUACAUUUGCUAGAAACAAUAAUAAUAUUUUGCUAAAUGAGAUCAAUAUCGACCUAUCUACUGUAGGGCAAGAUUCAAAUGAUCCAAUUAUAUUCAAAAAACCAUCGAAUUGGUCACAAAUGGUAAAUGUGAAAGAGCAGAUCAACAAGGAUGAUCUCACAGAGGGACUAUCUGAAUUUGCUAUUCAACUAUUGAGAAAGAACAGUGGUCUGUUGGAAAAAAUACCCAUACGAAAUGUGGAAGAGAUGAACAAGCUCGUAAAAUCUCAUGCAAGAGAAGAGAUAGAUGAUAUUUAUAGUUCUUUUAAUACUGAAUCUGACGCAUCUCCCAAAAAAUUAAAACUUUCAUCAGAUAUUUCAAUUAAUCAAAAUGAAUUGACACAACAAUACUUUAAAGAAUUAAAAUCAUAUAUUGAUAUAAUAGAAAAUCAAAGAGAAAUGGCCAAAGAUGAAGAAAAUUAUAAUCAUAAUUAUUUUAAAUUACCAAAUGGUACCUACGUUUUAAAUGAAAAUUUCGUGUCUCAAAUAGACAUUCUAAUUACAAAUAUUAGCAAUACUUCAACUGGAAGACACCAAUUGGAAAAGAGUGCUUCAAAAAUUAUAUUAAAUGAAUUAAUUGCAAAUAUAGAAAACAUUAAAGAAGAGUUUCUGGACUUUGGCUCAGAACAUGAAAUACUGUACAAAACCGUUGCAUACACUUCAAUAUUCACUAUAUUUACUCUAUUGCAAAUGCAUUAUGAAGAUUCUCAAUUUCAUCUCGAAAAAUAUAUUUUAGUACCAUUAAACUAUUUGAAAGAAAGAAUAUACAGCAUUAACAACAACGACACCUUAAAUGAAAUAUCAUCAACAGAAUUAUCAAUGCUAUUCAAAACAAUAAAUCAAAUUCCAGAAUAUAUUAAGAGAUAUAAAUUUAUCGGUGAGGAACUAGCAACCGUGUUAAAUUAUGUGUUCUCCGAAUUAGUUAUGAAUUUCGAAGUAAAUCCAUCAAAUAUUAAAGCCCAGCAUUAUUGGGUAGAAAUCAAGGAAGCAAGUGUUAACGUACUAGUCGCAUUAUUUCAGUAUAUUUCAAAUCAAAGAAUAUUUAUUAUAGAAUAUCUAAUAACACAUAUGGAAAAUUUACCACUAAAAAGAACACAAAAGAAGCUCAGAAAAAUUGCAAACAAUGUUUACAUAUCUGAUUUCACAAUAGCUAUAGCUCAAAUGUUAGAAUCUAUACAACAAGGAUCGUUUAACAACCAUGUAAGUGAUCUUAAUAACGAUGUGUAUUUAAAAAUGGUCGAAGAGUAUAAAGAAAAUAUGAAAGAGAUAGCAACAUUGAUAGAUCAUAUUCACAGUAUAAUAAUUGACAAGUUUAAAGAAAACCCUUCCGACGUUCGUCACGUCCUAUCAAACUAUAUUACCGACUUAUUGAUAAUGUUACCAAAUUCUUCAUGGCCAAUUGCAGAAGAGUUACUAAGUUCAAUAAUGAAACGAUUACUACUCAUCUUCGAGCCUAACAGUAACCAUUCAGCUGUCGUAGAAUCAAUGGCUUUACAGUUGUUGAAUUCAAUCGGUACUGAAAUCUUUGCUCUGAAAUGUUCAACUAAAUCUACUGAAACUUACAAUUUGAUUGAAGUUUUUAACUCACCAAAAGAAUUACCAUCGUAUUUAAAAAGAUUUCGUUUAUGCAUAAAUUCUAUUGAUGGUUCUACAAUUGGUAAAUAUGGUAAAAAUUACUUAUUCAAUAAGUUUAUUUUUAUUUUAGUCAGACUAAAUGAAUAUGAAAAUGAAAAUGAAGCUAGUGAUGCUUUGAUAGAAAUCCCAGAGAUGAUCAAAAAUGAACUAAAUAAUAACAUCAUUCUUGGUUCCAAACAAUCAAAAAAACCUGAGUCAGUUAAAGAGGCUUAUUGUUCGAUUUUGCAUUCUUUUGAACUUUUAAACCUGUAUGAUUUAUACUUGAAAUUAGUAGUUUCAUUGUUAAGCAAAGAUAAAAUCAAAUUGAGAUCAACUGCAAUAAGAUGUCUAUCAAGCUUAGCAUCAAAAGACCAGAAUAUUUUAACUAGCCCUGCAGUAAAGGAAACAAUUAUUGAAAGAUUACUAGAUUCUUCAGCAUCUGUGAAAGAUGCUAUCCUUGAUUUAGUAAAUAGAGGGUCAGCUGCUUUAUAUUUUUACAAACAAAUUAAUCAUAAUUAUGAUGAUGAUAGUUUGUUAGUAAGGAAACAUGUGUUAAAAAUCAAUGAAGAAUUAUAUGAUAUUACUAAUGAUAUUGAGAUUAAAAUAUUUGUAGCUUCUAGAAUUCUUUUGAAGUUGGAAGAUGAAGAAGAUGCAAUAAUUGAUAUGGCAAAACAAAUCCUAUUAAAAAAAUGGAUAUUUGCAAUUGUAGAAAGUCAAGAUCAUCAAGAAAGGCAAAGUGAAAUUUGUGACAGUGUUUUACAAGUAAUGGCAGGUGUUGCUACAAAGAAUGAAAAAUGUAACGAGCUAUAUGAUUGGUUCUUGAAUUUUUUUCUUUUAGAGAAGGCUGAACAUUCCAACGUCAUAUCAAAACAAAUAACAGAUAGUCUAAACAAGUUGACAGAUACUUUAGUAAAUUCCAUCGUCGAACUUCAAUCAAUAGAUAUAGAAGAUCCAAAAAUAAAGUCUCAAAAAUGGAAUUAUUUGAAUUUGUUAGCUAAAUUCUCUGAUAGCGUAGUUACAUUUAUUACCAAGGACCACAUUAUUGCUUUAUAUCCAUAUAUGCUCACAAAUUCUCAGUCUACCUUGCAAUACUUUAUUUUAUGUGUUUUCAAAGAUUUAAUGGGAAAACUUGAUAAUUUUAAACCAAAAUUUCUGUAUGAUAUGGAAACUAUACUGUUAAGUAAACUACCAAAAAUGUCAGUUAAGGAAACAGAAGAAGCUAUUCCACUGGGAUGGUACAUAGCAGAGAAACGUAAUGAUUAUUCAAGAAUUUCAAAAGCUUGCACAUCAUGUUUCUCACAUAUUGUUCCAUUUAUUAAUAAAGCUACAACUGAACCGGAAUCUGUAGUUUUAGAGAAUAAAUUACAAAGAUUAAUUUAUCUAGCAACUGGUUUUGCUAGAUUCUGUGAUUCAAAAAUUUUAAGUGAGAAAAUACCAUAUUUAAAAGAAAACGAGUACUUAUUCGAAUAUGUUGCGAAAUGUCUAUUAGUAUUAUCGAAUAAAAAAAUAGAGCAUGUAAUCCGUAGGAUUUCUAUUAAGAAUUUAAUUAAGCUGUGUAGCAGUCACCCUAGAUUAUUCAACUCUAGACAUAUUCUAAAUAUUUUCGAUGAAGAAUUAAAGACAGGCCCAGCUGAUAUCCAGUUAGUGCUAAUAGAGGGAUUAUAUGACUUCUUUAUACAAGAAGAAAAGAAAUCUAUAAGAGAAGUGGGCGUUUCACGAUCUAUAUCUUCUACCUUUCAUUUAAGAUCUAAGGUCAAUAAGACAAAACGAGCUUCUCAUAUUAAUGAUGGUUUAUGUUCAGCUUUGGUGUCAAGAUUCCUAAAGUACAUUUUAAAUAUCUGUUUAUCGUCAGAUACACACCAUUCAAUAGUUGCUUUGAGAUGUAUUCGAGUUAUUUUACAGUUUGGAUAUACUAAUCCUUCGCAUUGUAUUCCUGUCGUAAUUGGUGCAUUGAGUUCAAAGAACCCUCAUUUGCAUAAACUUUCAACAAAAAUACUAAAUGAUCUGGCAGAUAAAUAUGAAACUAUGAUAUUUAAUAAUAUUUCUCAAGGGAUCAACAUAGCUGCUGAUUAUUCAUACCUGACUGAAGAGUCUAACUGUUACAGCAAUGACAAGACUUUACGAGACUUACAAGUCAUUUUAAAAGAUGGUAAAAGUAAUUCUAGUAAGUUCUUCAAAACUGUUAUGAAAAUUUUAAAUAAGCACAUUAGUAACAUCACUCACGCAAAUUUAGAAGAAGAAGAACUGAGGAAAUUUGUUUUCAUUUGUACUAAUAUCUCCAUGCUAGAGUUCCCUACUUUCAACGAAUUGUUGACCUUAAUGAAGUUUAUUUCAGUCUCUGCAGAACAAAUUAGAGAAUUAAUUAUCGAUGAAAUCAAUGACAUUCCUUCAAAGAUGACGUUAGAAGAAGGAUAUAAAAAUGCAAUCAAAACAGAAUACACUUUAAGAAAUUUGAAUUUGCAUUUAAUUAAGAUGUAUGAGUUGAGGAAAGAUAUCUUAUUGUUGGAUGAAUCAGAAGAACAAAGUUUGAAAACAAAAGCUAUAAAUCUUCCUGAAAACAUCGAACUAGUGUCCUAUGCGAGGGAAUGCUUCAAUAUUAUGAACUCAACUACACAAAGAGAAUUUUACAACGAAUAUCUAGCAACCAUAGAAGACGAAGAAUAA
Molecule: messenger RNA, 4464 nt
Organism: Tetrapisispora phaffii CBS 4417
Lineage: Eukaryota; Fungi; Ascomycota; Saccharomycetes; Saccharomycetales; Saccharomycetaceae
Gene: SCC2
Product: cohesin-loading factor complex subunit SCC2
Exons: 1
Coding region: 1-4464 (1487 amino acids)
Biological process (GO): replication-born double-strand break repair via sister chromatid exchange; regulation of gene expression; establishment of mitotic sister chromatid cohesion
Cellular component (GO): Scc2-Scc4 cohesin loading complex
Molecular function (GO): chromatin binding
Source: RefSeq, a predicted model, not a curated record